CCCUCCUACCAAUAUCAUCUAUCGCUGCAACUAAUAUCGCGAACUAAAGAAGGUUCUAUUCUUGUUGAACUUACGACAGAAUGGACCCGUUGAGCAUAUCUACGGGUGUUUUAGCCGCCCUUCAGGCGGCUGGCGCCAUUUUAUCCUUCUGCUACCAGAUUCAAUCCUCUUCCCGCGGUAUCUCGUGGGCCUACAUUCAAGUUAUCGAGGAAGUUCGCGACUUACGCAAUAUUCUUGAAGCCAUCCAAUCAGCCUUAGAUGCCACAGUCUUCCCCGACGAUUCUCUUUCGGUAGCCAAGGAAUCGAUUGCCCUUCUCGCAGAAACAUUGAAACCAGCCCUUUCGACCUGUUUAGUCGAGCUUCGGUCCUUGGAGCAGAAGAUAAACCCCACCAGGGUGGACGCCAUUCUCGAGUCGAAGACAAAGCGCCUCAAGGAAGGCUUGACUUCGCUCCUGAACCCGGAUGAAACCAAGAUGUCAAUAGCACGGCUUCAAAGAUGCAAGUCGUCAAUCAACCUUGCAAUAUCAUCCCAUAACUUUGUCACAAUUCGAAACGUUGAGCGCCUCUCUAUAUCUAUAGACUAUAGAGUUUCCACAUCUUGCCAGCAGUUGGAGGCCCUGACUAGACUAGUUAAUAUGGCUGAUCUCGAUAAACAGCAAAAGGCUGUCGUAAAGUGGCUGUCCCCUCUUAAAACUAGCAACACACCCCAUGGAGCACCCCAACCGGACGAGGUUGUCACAUCUGGUUGGUUCCUAGAGACCAAACAGUUUCAGACAUGGGCUGAGUCGAAUUGUGGCUUUCUAUGGAUAACUGGACCCCCUGGCUCCGGCAAAACAACUCUACUUUCACAAGCUAUUGAGCGAAUAAAUGCAAGUCCAAGACACACCAGCGGUAAUUGCACUGCAGUAUCAGCCGUGUGUUAUUGCGACUUCCGACUCCCUGACUCCCAGAAACUCAGCAAUAUCUUGGGGUCACUCCUAUCCCAGAUAUGCACAAAAACUCGAGAAUUUCCAGAGAAUGUGCUCGACUGUCACAGGAUGUGCACCGAGGGCAAUAGGUGGAACCCAUGUUCGGUUGAUGUAAUCGCCAAAGCCAUACACGCCAUAUCCAGAAGCACAACUGUUUUCAUCUUUGUUGACGCCAUGGAUGAAAUGAGCAAACCACGCUUGUUGGCUGAGGAACUCCUUACAUUGUCCAAGAUGAGUGGCCAUAUCAACAUCUUGGCUACAAGCCGAAAUGACGCGGCAAUACAGCAGGUCCUAGAAUCAACCCCUCGGGUUUCGUUAGAAAACCAUUUAUCGGAAGUUGACGCUGAUAUUCAACGUUAUGUUGAAGGCCGACUUAGCCACGAUGAUGCUUUGAAGGACAUUUCACCGCAUCUACAACGGAAAGUCCUUGAUACAGUCAAAGAAAGGUCGCAGGGAAUGUUCCGGUGGGCAACAUGUCAAUUGAACACACUCGCCCAUGCAAGAACGGAUCGGGCUGUAAAACUAGCCCUGAAAUCCCUGCCAGCUGGACUCAACGAAACAUACGGUCGAAUAUUAGCCGGGGUGCCGCCAUCAGAUAUCGAUUUGAUCCAGAAGACACUGGCCUGGCUAGUUGCCAUAAGAGAACCCCUGAAGCUCGGUCAACUCUGGGACGCACUUGCAAUAGAAUGGGGAAAGGAUUCCAUCGACGAAGAAAAUCGAUUAAGACGCCCACAGGAUAUCGUCAGUGUCGGCAACAGCCUCCUUACGGUUAGUCCUGACCUGGCUGGAUACGUCAAUCUCGCCCACCUGUCCGUCCGCGACUUCCUCCUGUCAGACAAUAUCGGAAAGGCCCCAGAGACAGCCAUCUUUGCAAUGCAGCUUGACAAAGCCCAUGCUCAAGUAGCAAAAUCAUGCUUGACGUAUUUGCUUUUUGCCGAGCUUGCGAGUGGCCCAGCCAUGGAGAAAGAGAAUUACACCUCGCGACUGAAGAAGCUUCCCCUCCUGAAAUACGCCACAAAGUACUGGUUCUACCACUUCCGGAACUCGGGUCCCGACGAGAACAUCAGGGCCCUAGCGCUUCGGUUCCUUUCCCCCAACGCGCGGCCGAGUUUCAUGUCAUGGGUCCAGGUUCUCAACGCCGAUGCGGACUUCAAGUGGAACGUAUACCCUGACCAUGCGACCCCGCUCUACUACGCAGCCUCACUAGGCCUUGAUGACAUUCUCGACGCUCUGCUCGACGAGCCGGCGACGCAUGCCCAGCUGAACGCGCCGGGAAGCCGAUUCGGCGGGACUCCCAUCCAUGCGGCGACGAUUCGGGAGCACGUCGACAUCAUUCGGACCCUGCUCGAAGCCGGAGCCGAUCCUGGGAGGGCAGACUAUAACGGCGUGACGCCGCUGCACAGUGCUGCGAGUCAGGGGAGCAUCGAGGUGGUCGACAUGCUCCUUCGCAGCGGGGCGCCGGCAGACCCGAAGGACUAUAUGGACGGGAAAACUCCAGCAGAGUGGGCUUCGCUGAGCGGCCAUGAAGAUCUAGCAAGACUCAUCGCAGACAGGUCUAAAACAAACAAGGCGGUUUAUGAGAAGAAGCUGAAGAUGAAUGACAGUGUGAAAGGGGCGUAUGUGUCACCCUUGGCUAAGGGGAAGGAUAUCUGGGAGCCAAGGCCUAGUUUCUUCCCGGACUAUUACGAAAGACGCUCCGGACUGCAUUCAUCUACUCUCCUAAGUGUAGAGGUCGAUGGGAAAAAGGAGCAGUUCGACACUUCAUUCAGUCCGGUCCGUAGCUCAGAAGCGGAUGAUUCUCAACCCGCUUGGUAA
This is a messenger RNA of Sodiomyces alkalinus F11, 2783 nucleotides long. RefSeq lists its product as hypothetical. Lineage: Eukaryota; Fungi; Ascomycota; Sordariomycetes; Glomerellales; Plectosphaerellaceae. The transcript is spliced from 6 exons. Gene Ontology annotation, molecular function: protein binding; ATP hydrolysis activity. The record is from RefSeq and is a predicted model, not a curated record. Bases 81 to 2783 code for a protein of 900 amino acids.